GAGGGGCCCCCCCGACAGCGAGCCCCCGCCGCAGCCCAUGAGGGCAGCGGGGGAGCGCGGCGGCGGCGGCGGCUGCGGCUCCUCCGGCGGCUCGGCGGCUCCGCGGCAGAUGCGCCCCGGCGCCCAGGCUCUGACGCCCAGCUCGCCCCGGCGGCUGGAGGGAGAUGCUCGCCCAGACCGCCGCUUCUGCGUGAGGAAGCACAAGGCAUCAUGGUGAGUAAGGAGCCCAGCAAAUGCUUACUCACCGCCUCGGACAGCGACGUCGAGCCCGCGGCUUCCCUGGCGCUGGAGAUGAAAUACGCGCUGGAUCCCAACCGGCAGAUCAAGAAACGGAACAAAGCCCUCCAGGUGAGGUUUAAGGAUAUCUGUGAGGCCCAGAACGAGCAGAGGGACAAGCAGCUCUCCACCUCCUCCUCGCAGGACCCCGACAAGAAGGAGGCCAAGGCCAUCUCCUACAAGACGGCCUAUCGCAAGUACAUGACAGUGCCCGCCCGCAGGUCCAUCCCCAACGUCACCAAGAGCACAGGAGUCCAGACUUCCCCUGAUCUCAAAAAGUGCUACCAGACCUUCCCUCUGGACCGGAAAAAAGGGAAUAUUCUGAAAAGCGCCGCGACUGUGGACACGUUACCGAGCGAGAACAACGGGUUCCUGAUUGAGGUGAAGGACAGGGAGGGCCGGGGCUCGGGCGAGGCCGCGGCGUGGGGCAGGAAGGCCGGCAGCCUGCAGACGGCCGAGUUCAUCUCCCACAUCUCCGAGCGCGCCGCGCACGACAACGGCACCGAGGCCUGGAAAAGCAGCGAUUUGCACAGUUCUCCCAAAGAGCCUCCUCCUCCACCCAACUUGGCCGAGCCCGGCGAGGAGGGGCCGGCGCGGCCGCCCAGCCGGGGCAGAGGGGCGGCAGCGCGGCUGGGGAGCGACGAGGCCGCCCAGCCCCUCCACGGGAGGGUCUUCAAGACAGAAGUGGCCACGGUUUACCUGCCGGCCUCGCAGCCCGACCUGCCCGGCCUGGGCGACUGGGGGCCGUGCCCCGAGGAGGACGACAAGAGGACGGUGCAGCUGAACGGGGUGCAGCCCCCGGCCGGAGAUGCCCGAGCGUGCGCGGCGCGGUCGCAGUGCCCGGCCCCCGAAUGUAGUGACCAGAGCCUGCAGGUCAACGUGGCGCCCAUGGAGGAGAGCCAGCCCUGCCGGACGGCCGUGGCCGUGAGCCAGGAAUGCCAACAAAUCGUGCCUCACACCGAAGUUGUGGACUUGAAAGCGCAGCUUCAGAUGAUGGAGAACCUGAUCAGCUCUAGUCAGGAGACCAUCAAAGUGUUGUUGGGUGUUAUACAGGAGCUAGAGAAGGGAGAAGCUCACAGGGAAGGGCUUUCCUAUCGGACCGGCCAGGACACGGCCAAUUGUGACACAUGCAGGAACAGUGCAUGUAUUAUCUACAGCGUGGAACUGGAUUUUAAACAGCAAGAAGAUAAACUACAGCCAGUUUUGAGAAAACUUCAUCCUAUUGAGGAAACUCAGGUUGCACCUUUGCCUUAUUCUCAGGAGAGCUACUCCUCUACUCCCAAGCAAAAAUCCAAAACUGAGUCAAAAAAGCAUGGAAGAUGGAAACUCUGGUUCCUUUAACCCAAGUCCAUGACGUGUGGAGUUCAAGGCCUUCUUUGACGAAUAUUUGGAGUUGUUUCCACCGUCUCUGACGGGAUCUUGGUGGAAGGAGCAGCGUCCUGGCCAAGGGCAGCGUCCAGUUCUCACCGCGUGUACCAAAAAGGCCUUUGUAGCGACGGACUCACGCCCAGGAGCACGGGCUUGGGAGCCCCCUGCCCACUUCUACUUGCAGUUUGCCAAUGUGGGAUGUAAAACCUGAAUGGGAAUUUGGACAAAGAUGGGAAGUAAAACUGUUUCCCUCCCCUCCUCAGAUCCAAAAGUGUGGCGCUUCAACCCGUUAAAGCGUAGGCCGGCAUCCUGCUCCCCCAGGAAUGGUGGAAGCCUUCUGGGGGUCUGGGUUGUUGUCUUUGGACAGCAACGAGGGGGAAAAACGACGAGCAAGCCUUAUGUUUGCAGUGGUGUUGAGUUUUACAGCUCCAUGUUGAUCGGGGAGUGCAGUUUUCAGCACAGAAUUCCUGGACAAAGCACAAUUUUUCCGGCGGCCCGCGGCCGCGCCGAUCUCCGAGAUGUGACUGUGGUGUAUUCUCUGCCUUCAUGCGAUGUAGACUCCAACCAAGCUCUCACAUUUCAACCUCAUCUCUGGUUUAGCUGUGUCCUCACCACCAGAAGAACCACUCUGCUGCUCAGCCCCAGCGGGGCAGCAGCCAGAAACCUCCCAAAAAUCAGGCCCAGCCUUUAAGCACCUCCAGCUCACAGGGUCCAGGCCAUGGGACAACCCCUCAGUGUCACCUUGGAAAGGUCUCACCCACAAGGAACAAAACCCAACCCCAAAACAGACCCAUCCCAAUCCGGAUUGUUGGCCUUUGCCAUGGGUUAGUAUUUUUUUUCUAACAGUCUUUGGAAAACCUCUCCACUGCUGCAGAAGGCACCAGGAGAUGUCCAGGCUGCAGCACUGCUUGGAAGGAGCUGAAAUUUGAAAUGCUAUUUAUUUAUUUAUUAAGCUGCUCAAAUGGGCUUCCUAGCUUAUUAUAAUUUAUAUCUCGAUCUAUUAAUUGUACUCAGUAAUUGAAACACUUAGGAGAGACAUGUGAAUCAGAUUUUUCCUAAUUUGGCUUGGUUUUUCUUGAAAUGGCACUUAAAAUUUUGCUCUGACUUAAAAACUGCAACUUUUCCUUUAAGUAUUUGCUACUGCCAUUAAACUUGCAUCUAAGAUGAUCAUUGGUGGAAAAAUUCCUCAUGCUAGAAGUGGCCAAGGAGUGGGAAUCUUGUCUUUUGUUUUGGUUUGGGAUUUUUCCCUAAGGAUUUCAGAUAAUUUGAAUGCCAUGUGACAAACUGGGUUUGAAAUUGCAUCCCCUGUAGCAUAAGGAAGGUACAAAUUCUUCAGCCUUUAGGUGCAAGGACAGUGAUCAUUAAUUUGCACAGAUCAAAAAUUUGGGGAAGUGUUUUUUCUUUUUCACUGUUUCUCCUCUUAGCUCAGCAUCCAAUUUACUCCUGAGAGGAAACUGGAGGAAAAUAACCUAAUUUUUUUCCCCUCAAAGAGCAAGAAAAGCAAAUUAAAAUGGGAAUGGAAAUGCAGAAAAUGCCUAUGGCCAGCUCAAUAUUUGCAGUAAACCUUCAAGAGGGCUACGAGUUCUUGCACAGAAGCAAAUCCUGAAAUCCUCUGGUAGGAGUUGAAGGAUUAGGAAGGUGAUCCUGUACACCAGGAAGGAAGUGCCAUUGUUUCAUGUGGAAAAAACCCCGUAUUUCGUAUUUUAUAUUGUUUUUAACUAAAAUAUAGAACUGUUUACAAGGCGGCCCACACAUCAUGGCUUAGAAACCCAAAUACUUCCAAACUAAAAAUACUUUUUUUUAAAGCAGAAAUGAAUAAAUAAUUAAAUAAAAAAGGGCGGAAAAAGGAAAAUACAGCAGUAUUCAUUAUCAAAAAAGAUUAAUAACUACUGCACUCCUCCAUGCUAACAGGCCUAGUGUUUGGGGUUUUUUAAAGAAAUUAAACCAAGCAUCUCUCCAUGGCAAUCAAUUCCCAAAUCCUCAGUGCCACCCCUCAGUAGCUUUGUGUGUGCAGGGACCCUGAGUGAUCCAGAGCUCCUGGAAUCAGGGGGAAAGAUGGAGGAAACUCCAGCUGGAGAAACAAAGAGCUCAAAGGGAAAGUUCUCACGGCGUGUUCUGUACAUGUCCAGGCUAUUUUCUUAAGAAGUUGCAAAUUUUUAAUUUUUUACAUUUUUUUAAACCUGGGGAAAGCUGACAUUACCAUAGAGUCUUGCUUCCAACUGACAUCUCGUGUUCUCUGGUACCCUCCGAUGUACUUUGUAAUAAAAUGUUUUUGCAAGUG
Molecule: messenger RNA, 3925 nt
Organism: Passer montanus (Eurasian tree sparrow)
Lineage: Eukaryota; Metazoa; Chordata; Aves; Passeriformes; Passeridae
Gene: INSYN2A
Product: inhibitory synaptic factor 2A
Exons: 4
Coding region: 211-1617 (468 amino acids)
Biological process (GO): inhibitory postsynaptic potential
Cellular component (GO): postsynaptic density
Source: RefSeq, a predicted model, not a curated record